Messenger RNA from Cololabis saira (Pacific saury), 4419 nucleotides. RefSeq names its product phospholipase B1, membrane-associated-like. Gene Ontology annotation, cellular component: brush border membrane. The transcript has 43 exons. The record is from RefSeq and is a predicted model, not a curated record. The coding region runs from base 67 to 3363 and encodes 1098 amino acids. Gene Ontology annotation, molecular function: phosphatidylcholine lysophospholipase A1 activity; A2-type glycerophospholipase activity; retinyl-palmitate esterase activity. NCBI's taxonomy places the organism in Eukaryota, Metazoa, Chordata, Actinopteri, Beloniformes, Belonidae. Gene Ontology annotation, biological process: phospholipid metabolic process.
GUAGAAAAAGAGGAGGCAGGUACACGAUCCUCUCAGUGUGGAAGACACUCUGUAUCUUGCUGUAUCAUGACUUCACGCUCACUCUUGAUUCUAGUGGUCCUUGUUGGAGCCUGCGCUGCUUUCCCAGGCAACGCUGGAGUCAACCUGCGAGAAAAUGGACCCGCAGCAGAUAAAUCUGAGAAGACAGAAAGUUACAUGCAGAUACUCUGCUCAGCAACACCUGCCUUGUCCUCCUCCUCCUCAGUUCAUGAACUCGUACCUGCUGUUAUCGCGGCACUUUACACGUUGGGAAUGCCUCCCACACAGAGGGGAGAAGCAUCCAGAGUCGUCAGCAGAUUAGCAGAGUUGCUGUCCAUGUUUAACCCUGAUGUGACCGUGAACCACGUGGAUCAGACCUCGUUGAGGCCCAGGAGCUUAUUACAAGAAGCUGAGGACCUGUCUCUCUCGCUUUCACACCAGUCAACAGAUUGGAAGAUUGUGUUGCUGUUUCUCCCGGCAGAUGUCAUGUGUGCCUGUUCACCACGUGUUGAUGCUGAUAUCAAAAAUGCGGUGCAGGAAGUGGAAGCAACUCUGCAGAUUCUGCAGAAGCAGUUGCAUCGCACUUUAGUUCAUGUGGUGGUCUGGAGUGGAGAUCAUCAGGAACAUACUGACUGUAAGUGUGUGAGAGAUAAAUCCGUAAAUCAAGGCCUCUACAAAGCAAAUCUUCUGAAAGCCCUGCAGGACUCUUUAAGUCAUCUCUGGGAAGAACCAAGAUGGCAAAACUCGGGUAAUGACUUCACCGCCGAGCUACAGCCCUCCCCAGUUGUCUUGGACUCCAACUCACCUUUGGAACGCACAGUGUUUGAACUUGACCUGUUAGCCGUUCAGCUGUGGACAAAUCUGCUCCAGCCGUCCGCAGGUCAGUCGGGGUUCACGGACGGUAAUGUCAUCACCAUCCCCUGCCCUACUGAGGAGCGGCCUUUUCUGCGAACACAAAUAAAUUCCCCCACUGAAGCAGAGCAGGAGGUUCUUAGUAGAACAUCUGUGCUGACUGAUCCUGUCAUGGGAACUGAGAUACCUUGCUUAAAUCGUAGUCCGUCUCCUACGACACCCACGUCAGUACAUGAGCUCAGACCUGCUGAUGUCAAGGUGGUGGCUGCUGUAGGCGACUCUCUGACAGCAGCCAACGGUGUGGGUGCAAAGGGAAACAACAUUCUUCUGCUGCUCACUGAAUACAGAGGACUGUCUUGGAGCAUUGGCGGUAAUGGAAACGUAACCACUGUGACCACUCUGCCAAACAUCCUGAAGGAGUUCAACCCUAACGUGACUGGAUUCUCUCAGGGAACCGGGAACGAGAACAGCCCAAAAGCCUUCCUUAAUCUGGCCGUGGCGGGAGCAACGAGUGGUGACAUGGUGCGACAGGUGCGCUCCCUGGUGGACAAAAUGAGAAACGACUCGCGCAUCGACUUCCACAAGGACUGGAAAGUGAUAACCAUGUUUAUUGGUGGCAACGACAUCUGUGACUUCUGCACAGACAGUAUCUUCUUCUCACCCAGUAAUGUGGUCGCGCGAAUCCGUGACGCUUUGGACAUUCUUCACAAUGAAGUUCCUCGAGCGUUUGUCAAUCUCGUAGAGACGCUGAACGUCAUACCACUGCGUGAAUUGCACCAGGAUAAAUCUCUGCGUUGUCCCACCUGGCUUGUCAAUAUAAUUUGCCCGUGCACGCUGAGGCCCAGUGAGGGAACAUCCGAACUGCAGAGGGUCACAGACUUCAACCUGGCUUAUCAGUCAAGUAUGAGAGAGCUCAUUGACUCUGGACGGUAUGACACACAUGACAACUUCACCGUGGUUCUGCAGCCCUUCUUCAGAGAAGUUUUCCUUCCCAAGUUAGAGGAUGGCCGGCCUGAUCGCUCUUACUUCGCCCCAGACUGUUUUCACCUCAGCCAGAAAGCUCACACACUCAUGGCUCGCGCACUUUGGAACAACAUGCUGGAGCCGGUGGGGAACAAGACUUACAGGCAGGACUUCGCAGCUGGCGUUGAUCUGAAAUGUCCUUCUGAGAGCAACUCAGUCUUUCGAACUGCUGUUAACAGUAACUACACAUUUCCAGGCCCUCCACCCACUUUUCCCCCUCCUACAGACUGGGGCAGGGAUUUCUCCUGUGUUAACACAGCUCCCUCAAACUCUGUACCCACUUCAGCUCAUAGAGUACGACCAGCUGACAUCAAGGUGGUAUCUGCCCUCGGAGACUCUUUAACGACUGCCUUUGGUGCAAAGGCAAAAAGCCUGCUGCAGCUCAGGACUGAGUACACCGGGGUGUCAUGGAGCAUUGGAGGGGACAAGGCUCUUGAAACCGUCACAACACUUCCCAAUAUCUUAAAGAAGUUCAAUCCUGCUAUCAAAGGAAUGUCAAAAGGACAAGGAGGAAGGCAAACUGGGUUCAAUAUGGCUGUUUCUGGGGCCAAAGUAUCGGGCAUCCCAGAGCAGGCCCGGCGUCUGAUUGAGGCCAUAAAAAAUGACGCAACGGUGGAUUUUCAGAAUGACUGGAAGCUUGUGACCCUUUUCAUCGGAGGCAAUGACCUGUGUCAGUACUGCAACGACCGGGCCACGCUUUCACCUAAGAACUACAGCUAUCAUAUGAUGACAAGCUUGGAUAUCCUGUACAAAGAGGCUCCAAGAAUGAUUGUCAAUGUCCUGGGGAUCCUGGAGAUUGAAGGCCUUCGCAGGGUCAAGAGCGACAGUCUUGGGUGCAACGUGCUACAGAAGUAUGUCUGCCCCUGCUUCCUGCUCCCUGGAGAGGAUUCACUAGAACUGUCUGAACUCAAACGGAUCAAUCGGGAACUUCAGGUCGAAACUGAAAAUCUGGUCUACGGAGGCCGCUAUGAUGCCAGAGAGGACUUUGCUGUGGUUUUCCAGCCUUUUUUCCAAAACUCCAUCGUUCCUCUAACUACUGAUGGCAGGCCUGAUGCCACUUACUUCUCUGUGGACUGUUUCCACUUCAGUGAACGGGGACAUGCUGACAUGGCUGCUGCUCUGUGGAAUAACAUGUUGGAGCCAGUGGGUGAAAAACAGACAUACAACAACUUCACCAAUGCCCGAAAUAGCAUCAAGUGCCCCUCUGAGGAGCAUCCAUACAUUUUCACAAAGGUUAACAGUUUCCCCAGUUUGAGCACGACCUCAGCAGCACCCGCCACGACAAGCACCACCAACCGGCCUCUCGUCCCAGAUUGCUCGAGCAGCGUGCCAGGAUGGCUCGCUGCUGUGCUGGCACUUGUGGGACUUCUGAUUGGCUGGGCCGCCACCUGGAUCUUCUUUUCCUGCAGAGACAGGAGAGCCAAGAGGAUGACGGCAGCUGCCGUGGAGACGAGCGUCACAAGUUUUUAAAGUGGCUUUUGCUGUGUUGUUGCACUGGACAAUUCAAGGACGCAAUGACGAGCUACAAGAACAAAAACAUUUGCAAAAAUUCAAAAUGACUUUAGAAGGUACUUUAUCUAUAGUAGCGGUUUUUCAUAAUAACAGAUGAAAAAGUAGCUACAAGUGGAAAGCUAAUUACUGCCCUUGACUGGAAGAAAAGGGUAUUCUUUGCUUACAAAAGCAGAUGUUGGGGAAAAGAAAUGAAAAUACUGAAGGAGCUGAAAGUGUUGGAAAUGAUUGUGAGCAGUGUUGUAUUUUCCUUUAGAUUUAUAUAUCACUGUUGCCGUAAGGCUAAUUUAAAUGUUGUAACUAACUUAAAAAGAACCAGUCUAAACCAGCAAACAUAAUGACAUGUUUGCACAGAACAUUUGCAAGUGCGUCCACACUGGACGUUCAUAUAGCCAAUUUUAUUAAAAUUAACAUGCAUCUUGAAUUAAUUUGUGAUAAAUAUCUCUAUUUUUAGAUGGGCUAAAGCUUGAUCUAAACUAAAUGCACAUAUAAUUUUAAAACUAUGAGGAUAUUUUGUCAUUAAUGCGUUCAUUAUUUUUUUUAUUUGAAAUACGUAAUACUUAAACCCUCAGGUGUUCAGUAGGUGUCAGGAGGAUUCAGCUAAGGAAUCGUGUCACCAGUGGUGAGACAUUGGCUGUAUGUUGGGCCCUGGAUGUAUCUGUGCAUGCAGCAAGGUUAAGGCUGAUAGAAGACACCCUGGUGUCAAGAUGAAGAGCAGGAAAAACAUGCAGGGAAGGCUAAAGUUCUGCAGGAAAUGCACAAAUGUGAUAGCAAAGUUAAUCCCAUCGAGAACAAGUGUUUGGUCCUAAAAGAAACAGCAGGUAGACAGGCAGAAAAUUAAACUGGGAUCAAAUCAGUGUUCUCACAUAGUAACUGAAUGUCCAGCAGUCAAGAUUUGGUUUAGAUCAACAACAAUCAUACAAAAGGGAAUUUCAAAAGUUUUGAAGAAGAUUCCUCUACACUGUUAAUAAAUAUUUGAAAGAAUCUGAUGUAUAUUUUCCAAUAAAUUCCUUUGAA